Molecule: messenger RNA, 10429 nt
Organism: Paramormyrops kingsleyae
Lineage: Eukaryota; Metazoa; Chordata; Actinopteri; Osteoglossiformes; Mormyridae
Source: RefSeq, a predicted model, not a curated record
GACUGAUGAGCACAGCUUGCUGGAGUGACGUAACACCGCCCGUGGAGGACGUCACGCGGGCAGGCCGUCUCGCGGAAGUGAGGCGGUGCGUGACGUGUCGCGCGCGGAGGAAGUUUCCCCCGGUGGUGCUGAAAGAAAGUUUCGGCGGAGCCGCGGAGGGGAGCGGCGGAAUGGGAGUGUGACGCGCCGGGAGUGGCGAGCCAGCCGCCCUACCUGUCGCUGCUAACUAGGCUGCUUGCGUCGUCGCUGCUCUGCGCUCUCGCCCCCCUCGUCUGCCCCUCUCUUCGUCCGAGAUGGGGAAGGAGCAGGAGCUCCUAGAGGCGGCCCGCACCGGGAACCGCGCCGCAGUGGAGAAGCUCCUCUCCGCGAAGCGGCAGUCUGCUGGAGUCGGCGGCGGCUCCUCUGGAGUCGGAGGAGCGGGCGGCAGCGGUAUCGGCUCCUCGUCUCACACGCUCUCCAGUCUUCUCAGCAUCUGGAGGGGCCCCAAUGUGAACUGCGUGGACAGCACUGGAUACACCCCCCUCCACCACGCCGCCCUCAACGGCCACAAUGAUAUCGUGGAGCUGCUCCUUCGGAACGAGGCCCUGACCAACAUCGCCGACAACAAGGGCUGCUACCCGCUGCACCUGGCUGCCUGGAAGGGCGACCAGCGCAUCGUGCGGCUGCUCGUGCACCAGGGACCGUCCCACCCCAAGCUCAAUGGGCAGAACCAUGACAAUGAGACACCGCUGCACUGCGCGGCCCAGUACGGCCACACCGAGGUGGUGCGCCUCCUCCUGGAGGAGCUGACGGACCCCACCAUGCGCAACAGCAAGAUGGAGACGCCACUGGACCUGGCAGCCCUAUACGGCCGGCUGGAGGUGGUGAAGCUGCUGCUGACCGCCCACCCCAACCUGCUGAGCUGCUCCACCCGCAGCCAUACGCCGCUGCACCUGGCCGCCCGCAAUGGGCACCGGGCUGUGGUGGAGGUGCUGCUGGCUGCCGGCAUGGACAUCAACUACGAGACGGAGAAAGGCAGCGCCCUGCACGAGGCGGCUCUCUUCGGCAAGACGGACGUGGUUCAGAAGCUGCUCAGCUCAGGGAUCAACGUCAACAUGGUGGACAAGAAGGGCUUGACGGCACUGGACAUUGUCAAGGACAUGCCUUCCCAGAAGAGCCGGGAGAUCGCCGCGCUCAUCCAGGGUCACAUGACAGGAAGUCCACCCGAAAUAGCCCUGCCCCCUCCCCCUUCGUGUCAGGACAAUCUGAGCCCCCGGAAGAAAGGAGACUCCACAGUCGAGCUGAUGCCAGCACCGGGCCCUGAGGAGGAGAGCCCCUAUGAGGCUCUCUUUGAAGCCACUUCCUGCCAUUCCCUGGACAGCCUGGCCAGCGGCAAGUCUUCUGAGAGGGACACGGGCCGGACUGACAGCGAGGGAGGCAGGAAGGAGCAGCCACCCCAAACCGUGCAGCAACCAGCUGGCCGUGAGGAGGGCGUCACUUCGGAGUCCUUGUACGUGAACAGCAGCAUGGAGCAGUGGGUGGAGCGAAUGGGGAGGUCUGAGGAGGAUGAGGACCACACGUACGACCUGCUAGUGACCGCCCAGACCAAAGGCUCGUCGCGGUCAGGCACAGAUGAGGCUCCCCCGCUGUCCUCCAGCAGCCUCCUGCCUCAGCGAAAACCAGCCCCGGCCAGUGAGCCCCGGCCCCCGCCCCCGGGCCAGUCCGCCAAGACACCCCCGGACCUGGCGCCAGUGCCCAGCCAACUGGGACCGCGUCCCGUGGCGGAUUCCAGCGUGCCUGGCCAGGGCAUCGACGUCCCAGAGCAGUUCACCGGGCUUCUGCACGGCUCAUCGCCCGUCUUCGAGUCUCACAAGGUGCCCGGUGUGCCAGCGGCGAGCCAGAACCCGCAGCCGACAGCAGCUGUCGCUCCCGCGCCCGUGCGGUCCACCAUGGCAGCCUCCCCGUCCGACCCCAAGGCCAUCUACGCCACCGUGGUGCACACCAGGCCCGAGGCCAGGGACUCGCCUGCCGCGGCGCCGCCGGCCAGCCGGCCACGCCCCCCAGGGGACCUGAAGUUGGCUCGGAGCCUCUCCAAGUCUGACUCGGACCUGCUGGUGUCGCCACCCAACGAGGAGGACGGCGGCCUGAGUGGCCGCAGCGAGUCCGUCUCCAAUUGCAGCGCCAGCAAGAAACGGCUGGAGAAGUCGCCAUCGUUCGCCUCCGAGUGGGAUGAGCAGACACGGCAGUCUCUGGCCGCACAACCUCGGAACUCUAAGUCAUUCCAAAGUAUUGAGAAAAUCAUGAACCUGAUUGGAGCAGGAUUUGACUUCUCAAAGGACCAGCACAUGGCUGCUGCAGCCAUCUCCGUUUUUUUCCAGAAGCAGUUUGUUGCUUCCCCUCCAGACCAACACCCCCCCCCCCCAGCUUUUCACAAAAAUUGCCUGCCUCUGCAGUCCCAUAUUCUGUGCGAAUGGCAACAUUUUCCCAGAGAGGGGUUGGCCAGGAGGUGGAGGUAUGGGGGGGGGGGGUCUGCUCUCUGUGGUGAAAAUCACUCAAAUUGCCUGUUGUCUGUUGUGGAAAGCUUGAGGGGGUGGAGAAUGACCACAUGGCUCAUUGGGAGCUGGGGGAGGUGUCACGUGUGGCGUGGAGUCGUCGAAGCGCCCGUGUGGUGUUUGGGGGGGGCACACCUUGGGCUGCCUCUCUGCUGGCCGGAGAUAGGUAUGGGUGUGAGACAAACCCCUAACGCCAUCUUCCCACUUGGUGCAUUUGCCCCACAGGGUAGCAAUGUGAUGGAGGAGCAGGAUCUCCGAGAGAUUGGCGUCACAGACCCAGGGCAUCGACGGAAGAUCCUGCAGGCAGCCCGAUCACUGCCCAAGGUGAAAGCUCUGGGUUCUGAUGGCAGCACUUCACUCUCCUCCUGGCUGGAUGCUCUGGGCCUGCAGGAGUAUCUGCCCAACUUCUUAACCAGUGGAUAUCGCUCCCUGGACUGCGUCAGGAAUCUUUGGGAACUGGAGAUUGUCAACGUGCUGAAGAUCACACUGCUCGGGCACCGGAAACGGAUUAUCGCCUCUCUGGCAGAGCGAUGCUAUGAAGAACCCCCCGUCAAGCCGCCCCGUUUGUCGCAGAUAAGGUGUCAGGACUUGGCCUCACAGACACCCCCUACGCUCAGUCACCUGGACUCCUACACAGGACACUCCAUGGACCCUCUCCUGUCCCAGGGGGAUUUUGGGAGGAGGAGGGGGCCUGACCUUGACUAUGAGGCUCCCCAACAUUCCUGCAGCGAGCGGCCCCGCCCCCACGACCGAGCUGGGGACCGGCAGCAGGAGCCCCGCCUGACCCUGAGACCCCCCAGCCUCGCAGCACCGUACACACCGGUCCAAAACUGGCACCAUCAACCGGAGAAGCUCAUCUUCGAGUCUUGUGGCUAUGAAGCUAGCUACCUGGGAUCCAUGCUCAUCAAGAACCUGCGAGGUACCGAGUCUACCCAGGACGCCUGUGCGAAAAUGAGGAGGUCCACCGAGCAAAUGAGGAAGGUCCCCACCAUCAUCCUGUCCAUCACAUACAAAGGCGUCAAGUUCAUUGACGCAGCCAACAAGAACGUCAUCGCUGAGCAUGAAAUCAGAAACAUCUCCUGUGCAGCCCAGGACCCCGAAGACCUCUGCACCUUCGCUUACAUCACCAAGGACCUGCAGACCAGCCACCACUACUGCCAUGUCUUCAGCACCAUGGACGUGAACCUGACCUAUGAGAUCAUUCUGACGCUGGGACAGGCAUUCGAGGUGGCCUAUCAGCUCGCUCUCCAGGCCCAGAGGAACAAGCAGCAGCAAGCGUCAGAGAUCAAUGAGACCAAGUCCAGCCGCCCAGUACCCAAACCUCGAGGCAGCAUGAGGAAGUCUGGGGUGAGCGAGCACUGGCCUGCACGUAGCAGAGGAACAGAUUCUGCUGAGCUGGAGGUGGACACACAGUCCCAGGGAAGUGCCACGUGGCUGGUGGACCCAAAGGACUCCAAACACAGCAUCAGUACAAAGUGUUGACCACUGUGAGGCGCUCCGCUUAACUCAAACCUGAGCUGAGAGGUGGGAGAAACGGCACAAAAAAACAUGACUCGGCAAAAUAAAACCAUUUUUCAGAUUAAUUUUUAGAUCUCAGAUAUAGAUAAUUUUUCAGACUAAGUCUCCCCUUGGAGCAGCUUUUAAGCUGUCAGAUUCUUCCCUCUUUCGCCUCCAUCAUUCUAUGCAUAUUAAAGCAGUGGGCUGCCCAGUUUUUCCUAGGAACAAAGGGAAGUGAUUUGUACUGUACACAUACACCUGAUCUGAGGCUCUUAGUCAGGGGUAAAACAUCCUUCUGCUGUGUAGCUCAUUCGCCUGAGGGAGGCGAUAUUUACCACUGUGAAUUUGUUUCUCGUGAAUUAAUGGUGUAGCAUGGUUAGACCCGAAGUACUGUGAGUAUGUUGUUGGGUGACCGUUCAAAGUGAAGAGAAUCACGCGAUUAACUGGUGAAUGGUCAGAUUCAACAGGACCGACUGGUGAAUGGACAUAUUCAACAGGAUUACGGGUUUGACUGGUGAAUAGCCAAACCCAAAAGGGUCACAGAUAAACUGGCAAAUGGUGGAACCCAAUUGGGUCACAGACUGACUAAUGGCGGGACCAAACAGAAUCAUCGGUCUACUUACAAAUGGCAGAACCCAACGAGGUCACAGAUCAACUGCCAAAUGGAUAUAUCAAGGAGGGCCACAGAUCUACUGGCAAAUGGUGGAACCCAAAAGGGCCAUAGAUGAAAUGCCGGAACCCGAAAGGGUUACAGAUCGACUGGUCAAUGGUGGAACCGACAGGAUCGUGGAUCUGCUGGCCAAUUUCAGAACCUAAACAGGGUCACAGAAAUACUUGCUAAUGGCAAAACCCAUCAGGGUCACAUUUCAACUGCCUAAUGACUAAACCAAACAGGAUCACAGAUCUAUUGGCAAAUGGCAGAACUCAACAGGGCCAUAGAUCGAAUGGUGGAACCCAAAAAGGUCACAGAUCGAAUGGUGAAUAGUGGAACCGAACAAGAUCAUGGAUCAAUUGGAAAAUUUCAGGACCCUAAACAGGGUCACAGAAAUACUUACUAAUGGAAAAACCCAUCAGGGUCACAUUUUGACUGACAAAUGACUAAACUGAACAGGAUCACAGAUCUGCUGGCAAAUGGCGGAACCCAACAGGCCAUAGAUCGACUCGCCAAACUCAGCAUGGUCACAAUGAGAAAAAUUAAGAAGGUCACAGAUGCACUACCUUUAAAAAGUUUGGGGUCUCUUAGAAAUUCCCUUGUUUUCUAUGAAAACAUACAUUAAAUGAGUUUGAAUAGGAAAUACUGCCAAAGAUAUAGAAAAUAGUCAUUGACAAAGUUAGAAAUAAUAAUUUUUUUAAUUUAAAAUAAUAAAUGGGUUCUUCAAGCUUUCGUCAAGGAGUCCUCCAUUUGCAGCCAUUACAGCCUUGUAGACCCUGGGAAUUCUUGGUGUCAAAUUGUUGAGGUAAUCUGAUGAGAUUUCACCUUGGGCUUCUUGAAGCAUCUCCCACAAGUUGGAUUGGCUUAAUGGGCACUUCUUACGUACCAUUUGGUCAAGCUGCUCCCAGCUCAAUAGAGUUGAGAUCCGGUGACUGUGCUGGCCACUCCUUUAUACACAGAACACCAGCUGCCUGCUUCUUCCCUAAAUAGUUCUUGCAUAGAUUGGAGCUGUCUUUGGGUCAUUGUCAGGUUGUAGGACGAAAUUGGCUCCAGUUAAACACCGAUCACAGGUGUGGCAUGGCGUUGGAAAAUGGAGUGAUAGCCUUCUUUCUUCAAGAUCCCUUUUAACCUGUACAAAUCUCCCACUUUACCAUCACCAAAGCAGCCCCAAACCAUCACAUUACCUCCACCAUGCUGGAUAGAUGUCAAGUACUCCUCCAGCGUCUUUUCAUUAGAUCUGCAUCUAACACAUGCUCUUCUUUGUGAUCCGAACACCUCAAACUUAGAUUGGUCUAUACAUAGCACUUUUUUCCAGUCUUCCUCUGUCCGUUGUCUGUGUUCAUUUGCCAUUCUGAGAUAUGGCUUUUUCUUUGCAAUUCUACCUAGAAGGCCAGCAUCCUGGAUUUGCCUCUUCACUGUUGACAUUGAGAUUGGCCUUUUACUAUUUAAUGAAGCUGCCAGUUGAAGACCCAUGAGGCCUCUCACUCCGUUGUGCACCAGAGCCUCCCUCUCCUCUUUCUGUUGUGGUUAGAACCAAUAUGCGCUGCUCUCUGAAGGGAGUGAUACACAGCAUUGUACGAGAUCUUCAGUUUCCUGGCAAUUUCUCGCAUGGAAUAGUCUUCAUUUCUCAGAACAGGAAUAGACUGACGAGUUUCAGAAGAUUUUUUUUGUUUCUGUCCAUUUUGAGCUUGUAAUUGAACCCACAAUUGCCGAUGCUUCAAAUACUCAACAAGUCCAAAGAAGGCAAAUUUUAUUGCUUCUUUAAUCAGCACAACAAUUUUCAUCUGUGCUAACAUAAUUGCCAAAGGGUUUUCUAAUGAUCGAUUAACCUUUUAAAAUGAUAAACUUGCAUUAGCAAACUCAACAUUCCAGUGGAACACAGGACUAACUCUUGCUGAUAAUGGGCCUCUGUACACCUAUGCAGAUAUUCCAUUAAGAACGGCCGUUUCUAGCUAUGAGUCAUUUAUAACAUUAAAAAUGUCUACACAGUAUUUCUGAUCAAUCUGACUGAUCAAACUUUGCAAGGAAAUGUCUAAGUGACCCCAAACUUUUGAACGGCCAGUGCAAAUGGUGGAACCAUACUGGGUCACAGAUAGACAGGCAUUAUGGCGGAACCCAACAGGGUCCACAGCUCAACUGGAAAAUGACAAAACCCAGCAGAGACGGAUUGAAUGGCACUGAACAGGGUCAUGGUAAUACUGGAAAAUGGCAAUACCAAUGGGAUUAUGGAUGUUCUGGCAAAUGGCUAAACAGAACAGGACUGCAUAUUGACUGGCAAAUGGCCAAAGCGAAAAGGACCACAGUAUCGAUUGCCGAAUGGCCAAAUCAAACAGGGUCUCAGAUCGACUGGUGAAUGGAGGAACCUAGCAGGUCACAGAUCGACUGGUGAAUGGCGGAACCUAGCAGGAUCACAGAUCGACUGGUGAAUGGUCGAACUGAACCGCAUCAUGGCUCGAUUGGCAAGUCAAUUAAGUCAACAGAGUCACAGGAUCUAAUGAGGAACCAAAGCAAUUUGGUAAUGAAGAUACAAAGUUGUUGAGCCAUGGUGAAAAACGUGUAUUUAACUGACAUUCUUAAUGUUUUCAGCUCCUUUCGGCAUGACGUUGACAAGCUCUCAGGAAGCGAAUGUCAGCUUCUGGUCAUUUUGGAGGAUGGCCCUAUAGGAUUUGACCAUACAAUACCAGUCAAAAGUCUGGACACACUAAUUGAAAAUCGUUUGGUUUUCACAAGAUAACUUUGAGGUGUAUUGAGGGUUAUGUAGUAAGUAUUAUCUUGUGAACAAGGAAUGAGAGAGUGCUGCAACAGAUCACCUGGCCCCCACAAUUCUCCGACAUAAACCCUACAGAGCUGGAUUACAGUGAGUUGGUUUGAGGAAUAAGAUGAAGGGAGCCAGCUUGUGCCCAAAACUUGUCAAAACUCCAUCAGGACUAUUGGAGAAUCAUUCCAUCUGGAAGCUGGUUGAAAAACUGCCAAAAAUCUGCAAUGCUGUCAUUGAAGCCAAGGGGGGUUAUUUUGAAGAGUCUAAAAUUUGAGAACAUUUUGAGAUGUUAAACAUUUCUCUUGAUCCUUGUAAUAUUUGAUGUGUAUUACUUAAUUGCCUCCAGGCAUUUUACUCUGCUAAAUAAAAUCUCUAAAAAAGAGACACGCAUUAAAAGCAGGUGUGCCAAGACUUUUGGAUGGUAUUGUAUGUCAAAUAUAUACCUGGCAAACAAUGACUGUUUAAACAAGCAAUAACAACCCCCCCCGUGUUAAAUUCAAUCAAAAGACUCCCUGAGCCUGCAGCCAUGGACCAACUGCCCUAGGAAAGAAGCCAAAAGAAGCUUGAUGUCAUCAGUUGGGUCUCAAUGUGGAAGUAUGGAAGGGGAGCUUAUGGGAUAGAUUAGUUAAACCAAGUAACUAAUGUAACCUGUUAUGUCAUCUAGAAGCUGUACACAGUGGACUAAUGCUGAUUAGUUCAUUGGGGUUCCUGAUGGCACAGAGUAGACUUUAAUGUUCGUUACCCCUGACUCUGCUGUUAGACCAUGUGGUAUUUGGUGAAAUGCAUUUAGAAUUAGACGUGUCAGUAAAAUCUGUGUGAUUUGAUUAAAAUAAAACAGUAGAAGGUAACUUGUGCGUCUUGAAGACGGUAAUCCAUCCUUAAGCUUGUUGUCAUUGGUCACAUUCUGCUGGGUUCGUUCUCCACCAGCAGAGUCUGAGGGUCCUGGAAACGACACUUAUCCUUCAUUAGCAGCUGCUGAGGGAACGUCAAGCUCUGCAUGUCUGCGGCUCCCGUUCUUGCCCUACCCCACUCAGCUGCUGCCUAUGCUAAAUUUUUUGACCUUUUGAUACAUUUUGAAGGUGCCUGUCUGUUAUGCAGUAUCUUCUGCUAAAAUGUUUGCUGUUGCAGACCAAAGCUGUUUGCACUGUACACUUCCUUUCAGCUGCGCUCUGCUGCACCCACCCCACACCCUAUUUCUUGUUCACUUAAUCUUCUCCCCAUUCUUCCAGUACUCCAGGGAAAUCCUGGCAUUUGCAGUGUUGUAGAGUGCAUGUUUGCUGUCUGGAGAGUAUUGGGUAGAACGUACCUUUACAACAGGUUGUGUUAGAGAUUAGAGGUCAAAGUACAUUCAGAGUAUUGAAGUAUGUUAGUAUGUUUGUUAAGUCCUCCUCAGAGUGAAUGGAGGUAGCGUUUAACUUCCUGGCAUGUGUCUUCCUCUGUGUAGCUGACUCCUGUGUUCAGGCGGAUACCAAGCUGUGAGUGAGAGGUCAGGGUGAGAGGUGACUCAGUUUCACUCUGCACACCCUCUCUAGCCCCACCCUGGGCCCCCGCUUGCACACACCUUGAAGACCAUCCACGGAGGAGCUGUCCCAAGUGUGCCGGUCCUCUGGCCAGCCCUGCAUUCACCCCACCCUUACAUGUUACCCCCCCAGAUUUUUGUGUGACGGCCACUGUUAGACCGGAAUCAUUAGUAGACUCAGGAGACCUGAUUUUAGCAUGUUAACUGUUUGUCAAAGCUGUCUUUGUGGUGCCCCCUCUAUCUGCUGAGCUUAACCGUCAUCGUAGGGUGGUUACUAACAGCAUGGUCAUUAGGUCAGUUUUUUUGUUUGGGUGGGUGGGGGGAGGGGGAGGGGGCUCAAGGGUCACAUACCAUCUUCUCAGAGCAUGACCACUUUGGGCUGAUUCUGUCAACACGAACCAUCAUGUUUACCUUUCUCCGUUUCUGGACAUUUGAAACAUCUCUCAGCAAGUUGGGUGUCCAGGGUCUCGCUGCUCUUUCUGUUCUGUUUUCUGACCUGAAAUCAUGUGACAUACACAUCUCCUUCCCAAACUAAGGUCCCCAGUCCAGACCAGUCUGUGAGCUUCAGGACCUGGUGUUAAUGUUUGUAUAUUGGCGGUUCUUGAACUUGGCAGCGUUCUGCGGUGUAGGACCUCAGGAAGUGUCCUUACUGUACUUCAAGGAUCUCCCCCCCCCCCCCCAGGUUGUCUGCCAUGGAAAGCGGUACAUUUCAGUCUUUUUUUUUUCCCUUUGUUUAUGACACUACGGAGGGUGAGGCUUUUGUUUCCAUUCUGUAAAUGAGGGUAAAAUUCUUUUAAUUUAACUUAAAUCCAUUGCAGUAGUUUAGUGAUGUUUUAACUGUAAACAUGCUGGGACUGGGCCAGGCUGCUCUUCAGGUGAACUGAUGUGAAAAUCUGUGCCCCCCCCCCUCCCCCCAUGGAGAGCAGUGGUGAGACCACUCCAACAUACCAAUGCCCCGGUUACAUUUUAUCUCUACUUGGUGCCAAAACUCACACCGUCAGAACUCUGCGGUCCCUGGCUGCCCCGUGCAGCUUUAGUGCCCCCCCCCCAUCGGGGCCUGGGGCGACGUCCUGGUUCCGUUCCAGCAUUUGCACAUCCUGAUCGUGAGACGUAGCACCUUGAGACUAAUCCAUAAUCUCCACGAGGACCCGAGGACAGCCAUCGUGGACUGUUAAAUAAUCCCUAGCCGUCUGUAUUUUGAUACUUGAAUGAUUCUGCUUUUAUAAAUAUAAAUAUGUAUAUGUAUGUGAUGUUUAUUUUUUUGCCGCGUUUGUUGGAUGGGGGAGAGAAGUGUUCUUCAAGCUGCACAUAUCACGGUACCUGGUUAGCUGUCUUACGCUGGAAGACCUUUAAAAUCUCGCCGGGAUUCGGCUCGGUACAGAAACUCGACUGUAAAUAAUCCUGGGCUUCCCGUCUUUGUUUUUUAAUUAUUUUUCAUAAUUGUUCAACUAAUAAAUGAAAAAGUAACCAAA